Molecule: messenger RNA, 5659 nt
Organism: Notodromas monacha
Lineage: Eukaryota; Metazoa; Arthropoda; Ostracoda; Podocopida; Cyprididae
Source: the annotation of a GenBank genome assembly
UAACUUCUGGUGUUUCAGAAAUUCUCGAAGGUUUGUGAAGUGGUGAUGGAUAAAGCGAACGAUGGAGACGGAUCUUCCAUGUUUUCUUUCUACGAGCCUUCCAUCCCAGUGACCGCCAGCCCAAACGUGGGGUCUUUGUCCCCGUAUUUGAACUUCGAUCCGGCUUUCAUUUCUCCCACGGGCCAGCCAGAAUUCAUUUUCCCUGAAGGCGCAUCGCACAAACGUGGCCGAUUCGAGUUGGCGUUUUCCCAGAUCGGUGGUUCUGUGAUGGUAGGUGCGGCUGCUGGCGGUGUAAAUGGUCUUUAUGCUGGCCUUCGAGAUACUGCCCUCGCUGGUCAUUCGGGAGCCAUACGUAGAACUCAGCUUUUAAAUUACGUAUUCAAACGAGGCUCCGCCAGUGCGAACGUUCUUGGAGUCCUGGCAGUCAUGUAUAGUGGUUUCGGAGUUCUUCUGUCUUAUGGCAGAGGUGUGGAUGAUGAGUUGAACACGUUAGCUGCAGCGGGCUUGAAACGAUGUGCGAUGGGUGGACUGGCAGGACUCGGAGUGUCGGCCCUCUAUGUUGCUCUCACCUCCAAAGACAAGCUGAAGGAGAUAUUGCUGCUGAGGAAUGCUUCCCAAAGCUCGUUGGACGAAAGUUCGCAGAAACCCCUGAGUAAGAAGGGGUCGUCAUUGGAUCGGUCUCCGUGUAAGAACAAGCAUCAUGCGAGGAAACUACUGGAAGGAAUGCAAUUACUGCGAGGGGAGCGGAUGUUGUGCGACGUGGUUCUCGUAGCUGGAGGAGCGGAAAUUCCGGCCCACAAACUGGUUCUUGCUGCAUCUAGUCCUUACUUCUUUGCCAUGUUCAAAGACUUCGAAGAAAAAAAUUUAGACAAGAUAACAAUUGGUGAAAUCGACGCUGAUGCUUUGCGCCUUCUUGUUGAAUACGUCUACUCGUCUGAAAUUAAAGUCACGGAAGAAAACGUUCAGAAUCUCUUACCGGCUGCGAACAUUUUGCAGCUUACCGCUGUGCGUGAUGUUUGCUGUGAAUUUUUGCUGGGCCAACUUCAUCCAUCUAACUGUUUGGGGAUAAGAUCAUUUGCAGACCUUCAUGGCUGUCAAGAUCUGUGCACAUCAGCACAGGCCUACGUUGAAAUGCAUUUUGACGAAGUGGUCGAAACGGACGAAUUCCUUGCGCUGAAGGGGCUGCAAGUGUGUGAGCUUAUAUCGUCGGAUCGUUUGUCGGUUUCUUCGGAAGAAAAGGUGUUCGAGUGUGUUAUAGAAUGGGUACAACAUGACAUCGAAGAAAGACUCCAAAAUCUACCCGAGUUGAUGGAGCAUGUGCGUCUUCCCCUGCUUUCAAAAGAUUAUUUGGUUCAACGAGUGGAGGUUGAACCAUUGCUGAAGAAAUCAUCCGCGUGCAAAGAUUUUCUGAUAGAGGCGCUGAAGUAUCACUUACUUCGUGAUAGCCAGAAGCGCGCCUUUAGAUCUAUUCGAACGCGACCGCGGCAGCCUGUUGGAUCGCCGAAGAUGAUGUUAGUCGUGGGUGGACAAGCACCUAAAGCCAUAAGAAGUGUGGAAUGCUACGAUUUCACAGAAUGCCAAUGGACAAUGGUCCAAGAAAUGCCAAUACGCCGUUGUAGAGCUGGUCUCGUCGUUGUCGGAAAUGAGGUGUGGGCUGUUGGUGGUUUUAAUGGUUCUUUGAGGAUUCGUGCAGUUGAUGCGUACGAUCCUACGACGGAUAGUUGGUCAGCCAUGCCACCAAUGGAAGCUCGCAGGUCUACAUUGGGAGUAGCUGUCGUGAAUGGACUAGUCUAUGCAAUAGGUGGCUUUGAUGGUUCCUCCGGACUGAGUUCCGGAGAAGUGUGUGACCCGAAAACUGGGGAAUGGCGAAGCAUUGCUGCUAUGUCUCUGCGGAGAUCAUCCGUAGGCGUUGGAGUCAUGGGGAAUCUCUUAUAUGCGGUCGGGGGAUACGACGGUGUGUCUCGCCAGUGUCUUAGUUCUGUUGAGUGCUACAAUGUGGAGACGAAUGCUUGGACUAUGGUGGCCGAAAUGACCGCACGUCGCAGUGGGGCUGGUGUGGGCGUUUGCAAUGGGAUUUUGUACGCCGUUGGCGGUCAUGAUGGUCCUUUGGUAAGGAACAGUGUGGAUGCGUAUAAUCCUGAGCGCGACGUUUGGUAUCCUGUGGCCGAAAUGGCGUCAUGUCGUCGGAAUGCCGGCGUGGUUUCGCUGAAUGGUUUGCUGUACGUUGUCGGAGGAGACGAUGGAUCCUCGAACUUGUCUACUGUUGAAGUAUACAAUCCUGAAACUGACACUUGGACGAUGUUGCCUCAUCGAAUGCGACAAGGACGCUCUGUAUUGAUAGAAUUAUGCGCAUCCUCGCUGUCUCGAUUCUAUUCGUCGCUAGUAAGUUCUGCUGAAUCCCGUGACCGAUCCGAUUUGCUCAUUUUACUUAAUAUUUCAGCUGCUUUGGUGGCGAGCGAAGAAAACUGUUCCGAUGGACCGAAGAUGUGGUGCUCUACUUUGAAAAAUGCGAAGACAUGUAACGCAAUGGAACAUUGCAUUCAAGCUGUGUGGGGAGCUCAAAAGUAUCCCGAAGAUUCGGACGUCCCGUGUCAUCAGUGUAAGGAGUUCGUUACUGAAGCUCGGGAUUUUUUGAAGAAAGGGAAACCUGGGAAAUCUGUGCGAGAUAUGUUCCAAGACAAUUGCAAAAAGUCGCCAUAUGCGUGGAUUGUCGCGGAAUGUGUCUCCCUGUCCGAAGGCUACGAAUUCGAAAUCGAGCGUCUCGUUGUGUCCACGCUUGAACCAUUGUCCUUGUGCACCGCUGCCCGUUUCUGCAAUAACAAGAAGAUCGAUGAAGGUAUUGCUGAAACAAAAAGCCAACAAGCUCCGAAAAUUGAAGAAUCUGGACCUUUUGUAAACCUCAACGACGACACCGAGAUUUUCUACAACGAAUGUGACGUUUGCCAAGCUAAGAUGGGCCAGUUGGCGAUUCACUUCAAAGCAAUGACGGAUGUUGAUGUUAUGGAUCGCUUAUUCAUGGUUUGUGGAGAGUUCGGUUCUUACUCGAGCAGCUGCUCAGCGCUUGUCAUGGCUCAUUUCGACAAAAUGAGGACGUGGAUUGAGAAUCGAUUGAAGCCGGUGGACCUGUGUCAGUUGACGAAUAAGUGCAUGCAACCUGAUUCGAACAAGCGUGGGGUUUUGAAAAAUGAAGACACGUGCGAAGUCUGUACGGAUACGUUGAACAACUGGCGGUCAAUCUUGGUUCUGAAUUCAACUGAGGAAGAUUUCAAGGAGCUUUUGCUGGACGUAUGUACGGAAGUAGGCUUCUUGGUUGACCAGUGCCGAGAUGUUGUGGAUCAAUACUACGUACCCCUGUACGACUGGCUGAUACACCAGUUCCAGCCAAAGGUGAUCUGCAAAGACAUCGGAUUUUGUUCUUCAACUGGAGAUUUGGAAGCAGAUGUUUGGCCUGUCCUCCCCGUCAACGAUGAAGAGAUCGCGGCUCCGAUCUCCAGCAAAGUUAACCUUCAGCCCCAAAUUUACGACAGGGGUGGUUUGGUGAAGGAUGGGCCUUUGGAAAGUGACGCCUCUUGGUUUGACAACAUUCCGGAUGCUAUUCGUCAUCCGCUGCUGCCUGUUAACGUUGUUAUCAACCCAAUGAGUGAAUCCACCGCGCAGCCCUUACCUGAGAAUAAGCUUCCGAGUCCGAUAGAACUUGCUGGAUCCGAAUCAUGCGCUAUCUGCCAAACUGUUCUGCAUGAGAUUGAAAACCAGCUGUCAGACGGACAAACUCAGGAUGAAAUCAAGAACAUCGUUGAAAACAUUUGCGAUCGCUUGCCUACCGGCAUUGACCAACAAUGUCGCGGCUUUGUUGAACGAUAUGGAAGCUUCGCCAUUGAACUUCUGGUGCAAAAAAUUGACCCAGCGAGUGUUUGUCCAAAGUUGAAUCUUUGCCCAGAGGGUAUCGAAAUCGAAAUUUUCUCCCUCGACGGUGGAGAAUUCCCCAAAAUUGUUUCCUAUGAUUUGGAGGCGAACUUGGCACCGCAGCAAGAAACCGUCACUUGCGUCAUUUGUGAAUAUGCCGUCGGAACGUUGCAGCAAAUCCUGGGGGAAAAUGCAACUCAAGAUGAAGUUCGCGAGGCUUUGGAUUCGUUGUGCGAUCGGCUCCCGGAUAAAGUCGUUGGAGAAUGUCGAUUGUUUGUCGACGCUUAUUCUGCAGAAGUCAUCGACGCUGUUCUUCUCAAUCUUACUCCACAGCAAACUUGCCGUUAUUUGAUGUUGUGCACUCCUCCGAAGCCAGCAAUCAUGGAUCAAAAGACGGACCUGACAGUGGAAGAUUUGGUCGCAUCGACGAAGGAAAGCACUGAGCUUGAAAGGGCGUUGGCGACUCCUGGAUGCAUCCUUUGCGAAUUUAUCAUGCGCCAAUUGGAUGAAAUGUUGAAGAACAAUGCGACCGAGGAAAAUAUUGAAGCGAAUUUGAAGAUGGUCUGUAGUGUUUUACCGAAGACCAUUCGCACCGAUUGCGACAAUUUCGUCGCCCAGUACUUCAAAGCCAUUAUUGAUACGUUGGAGAACGUUCCUCCUCAUGAGGCCUGUUCCGUCAUCGCGUUAUGCGCUUCUCGUCCCACUCACGGUAAAGAAAACUUCCGCAUCCAGAAGGAGACGAUGCGUUGUCUCAUUUGCAAGGAUUUGAUGGGCUUUUUGGAGGAAAUUAUUUCCGACGACAGAAUCGAUCAUGCAAUUGGAGAUGACCUGGAAAAGCUGUGCAAGUAUUUGCCGAAAGGAGUUGGCAAGAAGUACAAGGGUCAAUGUCGGGACAUAAUGGAGGAUUAUGGUCCCUACGUCGUUAGUCUCAUCGCAACUUUGAAAAAGCCGCAAGAGUUGUGUUCUUACAUCGAUAUGUGUGACGCAAUUCCCGGAAUGGCUCAGAUCGACCCUAACGUGGAAAACUGCGAAUUAGGACCGAAGUAUUACUGUGCCAAGAUGAGCCGGGCUAAGGCUUGUGGCAAAGUGUCGUUCUGCAACGAGAACAUCUUGACCCUGAAGAAGACCAAGAAAUCCUCCGUGAAGAAGUUGAAGCAUUAGAAGAAGUGGAAUUCGCGGGGCCUGAGAUAGAGCAAGUCGAACCUGAGCAUAUUCAAUGAAGCCCCUUCGAAAUCUAAAAAAAGUACGAGGCAGAAUUUGAAUUUAUUUUUCCAGCUUCUACGGUUGUAAUUUGCGGGCGCACCUGUUCUAUUGUCGUUCCGAAAAAUCCGUCGCAUGUCAAGAUGUCUUAGCCAUUCGCCAUUUGCUUGAGGCGUUGUGUGAUUUCAUGAAGGGGAUUAUGUAUAGGGGAAAGAUAAGGUUGAUUGUGAUCGAAGGAAGAUUUCAAACGCGUGUGACUUUGAUUGUCUCGCGUGGAGUUGAGUAGUAAUGUAGUUUCAGAAGGCCUGAUUAAAUUUCUGAUCUGCCGCGUACAAAGUUGCAUGAUGAUUUUCUGUUUCCCUCUUUUUGCGUCCUGCACUCGUUCUUUGCACAGAUAGCACCUAAACGCUCUUCGCUUUAUCACGCUGGGAUUCACGCCCCGUUUUUAUCAUUCGAAUCGUAUCUUCAUUUAUUUUUAGUGGAGCAUUGAGAUUCUCGCAGUGUAUAUCCUGAUCAAGAUUUCAAAUACAUCGUGUAUCAUUUUGUAAAAAAGAAA